Messenger RNA from Closterium sp. Yama58-4, 2664 nucleotides. The record is from the annotation of a GenBank genome assembly. Lineage: Eukaryota; Viridiplantae; Streptophyta; Zygnematophyceae; Desmidiales; Closteriaceae.
AUGGCUUUAAAUACCCGGAUCCUCCCCCUUCUUGCCCGUCCUCUUGCUAAGGAUGCUGCUGCUGCUGCCACGAGCACUGAGGCUUUCACGCCACUGCUUCAUGUCCUCGUUAAACCUGGGCAGCAGAGCGCAAUCAAGCAUCUCAUCCCCUUCUCCACCCCAGCCCUCUCUGCCCUCUCUGCACACCUCGCCCUCCCUGCCCUUCCCGCAGUUCUUACUCCCCACCCUCUUCCCACCCGCCUUCCGUUUCGCCCCGUUGCUCUCCCCUCCAGCGCUCAAACUCCGGUCCCCCUCAGCCCCAAUCUGCUUCAGGAGAGGCGCGGCGCACAUGAGCGCGACGUUGAGAAGGAAGGAGACGGGCAGCAGGUCCACCCGUUGCAGCAACUCCAGCAGGCUGCUGCGCGUGACAGCACGGGGGUCGUGCAAAGGGUCCAUCCCCAGGCGGGUGAGAAGGCUGCGGAACAUCUCAGUGUGCGGAGGGAAGACAGAGAGGAAGCAGUCGAGAAGAGCGGCGGCGGGGCGGUAGGCGAAGUUGGCGAUGAGAGCGACAACGGGGGCGUGGUGGAUGUACCUGUUGAUGCAGAGGCUGCACUGCAUGCAUGCUGGUGCCUCCAGGAACUUACCGGCGAACUCUACUAUGAAGUCAACAUCUGCCCUGCAGCGGAUGAUGGGAAGAAUCUCGCUCCCAGGAGGAGGCAGCCCUUUAAUGGGAGCUUUCGGGGAUUUUCCCUUCUGCGUUGCCGCGUGCCCUCUGUUCUUGCGACCCAGACUGCCAUUCGUCCGGCCCAGCCCGAAACACCUGGCACUGGUGUCCCGGCUCUCACUGACACCCCUGCUGCUGGUGCCGCUGCUGCUGGUGCCGCUGCUGCUGGUGCCGCUGCUGCUGGUGCCGCUGCUGCUGGUGCCGCUGCUGCUGGUGCCGCUGCUGCUGGUGCCGCUGCUGCUGGUGCCGCUGCUGCUGGUGCCGCUGCUGCUGGUGCCGCUGCUGCUGGUGCCGCUGCUGCUGGUGCCGCUGCUGCUGGUGCCGCUGCUGCUGGUGCCGCUGCUGCUGGUGCCGCUGCUGCUGGUGCCGCUGCUGCUGGUGCCGCUGCUGCUGGUGCCGCUGCUGCUGGUGCCGCUGCUGCUGGUGCCGCUGCUGCUGGUGCCGCUGCUGCUGGUGCCGCUGCUGCUGGUGCCGCUGCUGCUGGUGCCGCUGCUGCUGGUGCCGCUGCUGCUGGUGCCGCUGCUGCUGGUGCCGCUGCUGCUGGUGCCGCUGCUGCUGGUGCCGCUGCUGCUGGUGCCGCUGCUGCUGGUGCCGCUGCUGCUGGUGCCGCUGCUGCUGGUGCCGCUGCUGCUGGUGCCGCUGCUGCUGGUGCCGCUGCUGCUGGUGCCGCUGCUGCUGGUGCCGCUGCUGCUGGUGCCGCUGCUGCUGGUGCCGCUGCUGCUGGUGCCGCUGCUGCUGGUGCCGCUGCUGCUGGUGCCGCUGCUGCUGGUGCCGCUGCUGCUGGUGCCGCUGCUGCUGGUGCCGCUGCUGCUGGUGCCGCUGCUGCUGGUGCCGCUGCUGCUGGUGCCGCUGCUGCUGGUGCCGCUGCUGCUGGUGCCGCUGCUGCUGGUGCCGCUGCUGCUGGUGCCGCUGCUGCUGGUGCCGCUGCUGCUGGUGCCGCUGCUGCUGGUGCCGCUGCUGCUGGUGCCGCUGCUGCUGGUGCCGCUGCUGCUGGUGCCGCUGCUGCUGGUGCCGCUGCUGCUGGUGCCGCUGCUGCUGGUGCCGCUGCUGCUGGUGCCGCUGCUGCUGGUGCCGCUGCUGCUGGUGCCGCUGCUGCUGGUGCCGCUGCUGCUGGUGCCGCUGCUGCUGGUGCCGCUGCUGCUGGUGCCGCUGCUGCUGGUGCCGCUGCUGCUGGUGCCGCUGCUGCUGGUGCCGCUGCUGCUGGUGCCGCUGCUGCUGGUGCCGCUGCUGCUGGUGCCGCUGCUGCUGGUGCCGCUGCUGCUGGUGCCGCUGCUGCUGGUGCCGCUGCUGCUGGUGCCGCUGCUGCUGGUGCCGCUGCUGCUGGUGCCGCUGCUGCUGGUGCCGCUGCUGCUGGUGCCGCUGCUGCUGGUGCCGCUGCUGCUGGUGCCGCUGCUGCUGGUGCCGCUGCUGCUGGUGCCGCUGCUGCUGGUGCCGCUGCUGCUGGUGCCGCUGCUGCUGGUGCCGCUGCUGCUGGUGCCGCUGCUGCUGGUGCCGCUGCUGCUGGUGCCGCUGCUGCUGGUGCCGCUGCUGCUGGUGCCGCUGCUGCUGGUGCCGCUGCUGCUGGUGCCGCUGCUGCUGGUGCCGCUGCUGCUGGUGCCGCUGCUGCUGGUGCCGCUGCUGCUGGUGCCGCUGCUGCUGGUGCCGCUGCUGCUGGUGCCGCUGCUGCUGGUGCCGCUGCUGCUGGUGCCGCUGCUGCUGGUGCCGCUGCUGCUGGUGCCGCUGCUGCUGGUGCCGCUGCUGCUGGUGCCGCUGCUGCUGGUGCCGCUGCUGCUGGUGCCGCUGCUGCUGGUGCCGCUGCUGCUGGUGCCGCUGCUGCUGGUGCCGCUGCUGCUGGUGCCGCUGCUGCUGGUGCCGCUGCUGCUGGUGCUCUAGGCCCUCCUCCUAUUCCCUCUCCCUCGCUCACCACUGUUGCCAGCCCGUUCUGCACUCCCUGCUGUCUCAGCCUCUCUCUGGCCUCCUGA